UUUGGCCUCUAGGCGGCGCGCUUUCUUUCGACAUUUUCUUUGUUUUUUUCCAUCUCUCGCCCGCUCUCCGCGAGCUCUAUUAAACGGUGGCUGACUAUAUUUUUAAAACAUUUUUAUGAUGGCGGAGGACAGUGAAUCCGCGGCCAGUCAGCAGAGCCUGGAAUUGGACGACCAGGACACCUGCGGGAUAGACGGAGACAACGAGGAGGAGAAUGAGCAUAUGCAAGGCAGUCCUGGGGGAGAGUUGGGGGCCAAGAGGAAGAAGAAGAAGCAGAAGAGGAAGAAAGAGAAGCCAAGCUCGGGGGGAGCCAAGUCUGACUCUGCCUCGGACUCUCAGGAGAUCAAGAACCCUGGCCUACCCAUCCAGAAGCUGCAGGACAUCCAAAGAGCUAUGGAGCUGCUGUCCUGCCAGGGUCCAGCAAAGAGUAUAGAUGAUGCAGCCAAGCACAAGUACCAGUUCUGGGAUACUCAGCCUGUCCCAAAGUUAAAUGAAGUUGUGACGAGUCAUGGGCCAAUUGAAGCUGACAAAGAGAACAUCAGACAGGAGCCAUAUUCUUUACCUCAAGGCUUUAUGUGGGACACUCUGGAUCUCAGUAAUGCAGAUGUACUGAAGGAGUUGUACACGUUGUUAAAUGAAAACUAUGUGGAGGAUGAUGAUAACAUGUUCAGAUUUGAUUAUUCUCCAAGCUUUCUUAAAUGGGCUCUACGUCCACCAGGCUGGUUACCGCAGUGGCAUUGCGGAGUGAGAGUGUCCUCGAAUAAGAAGCUUGUUGGCUUCAUCAGUGCCAUCCCUGCAGAUAUACGCGUCUAUGACACGCUGAAGAGGAUGGUAGAAAUCAACUUCCUGUGUGUUCAUAAGAAGCUGCGUUCAAAGCGUGUUGCUCCUGUGCUAAUCAGAGAGAUAACAAGGAGAGUGAACUUAGAAGGAAUAUUUCAGGCCGUAUACACAGCUGGAGUCGUGCUGCCUAAACCUGUGUCUACAUGCAGGUACUGGCACCGCUCUUUGAACCCUAGAAAGCUUGUGGAAGUUAAAUUUUCCCAUCUGAGCAGAAACAUGACCCUGCAAAGAACCAUGAAACUCUACAGACUACCAGAUAGCACCAAGACUCCAGGUCUGCGGCCAAUGGAGAGGCGCGAUGUCGGCCAGGUUACUGAACUGCUGCAGAAAUACUUGAGACGUUUCCAACUCGCACCUUCUAUGGGAGAGGAGGAGGUGGCUCACUGGUUCUUACCACAGGAGAACAUAAUUGACACAUUUGUAGUAGAGGGUGCUGGUGGCGUACUGACAGAUUUCACUAGUUUCUACACUUUGCCCUCAACUGUGAUGCAUCACCCUCUCCACAGGAGCCUGAAGGCUGCUUACUCUUUUUACAACGUUCAUACACAAACCCCACUACUGGACUUAAUGAAUGAUGCACUGAUCCUGGCCAAACUGAAAGGUUUUGAUGUGUUCAACGCCUUGGACCUAAUGGAGAAUAAGAUGUUUCUGGAGAAGCUCAAGUUUGGGAUAGGCGAUGGAAAUCUGCAGUAUUACCUCUACAACUGGAAAUGUCCCCCUAUGGACCCUGAUAAGGUUGGCCUCGUCCUUCAGUAGCAGCUCUCUUCGCGGCAGCUGCAGAAACUCUGGAGGUUCUCAGCGACCUCUGGAUUAUUCCUUACCUGGACACACAGGUGGCCCGAGCUAGACAAUGAGAACUACGACAGUAAAUCCAACCUGGUGACCGGGCGGAGGUUUCACUCGGCACUUGUAUCAUCGAGAACAUUCUCAGUUCACCCGGAGGUGAAAACUCUUAAAUCCAUCAACAUCCUGAAUGUGAAGUCAUGCUAUGCCUGAGAUACUCAUACAACACAACGCUCCUGACAUGCGCGCUCACAUUUAAAACACACCAGUCUGACACUCGAGGAUGCCUUGACUUUGUGAAUUCUGUUUUAGUUCUUCUUUCUCAGUAGACAAUAAUGGACUGGCAUGUCAUUUAACUUCACUUACAUGGGAACUAUGUAAAUGAUAAUCAACAAGCAAGCAAGACCUGACAUAAUUAACAACCGCUGUAAUUUUAUUUAUCCUGUCCGGUUUUCCUGUUCCCCCGCUCCAGCUGCACUUAUUAUUGUUCCUGUUUCAUAUCAGUGUGGUCAGUCAAGUGUCUCUGCUGGCUGUUUUGGGUCUCAGUAGAAUUAGAAACGCUGAUCUUAACUUUUAAAGGACAAACUACAAACACUGGGAGGACAAAGAAGGGGGGGGGGGGGGGUCAUCUAAGGAUUCAUCCCACUGGUACACUGAUAUGUGUUUUUGUUAAAGAACAGUUAACUGUACAUUUAAAGGCAGAUAAUAUUUAUUCGUAUAUUGUGAAUUUGGGGGUUUUGGGAGGGCUGAUCCAAAGUAUUCUCCUCAUGAGUCUUUGAGUUUGUUCAACAUGUUAUUGUUUUUUUUGUUUUUUUUUAAAUGAAGAAUGUAUUGCAGAGAUGAAGCACAAUUUUUGAGUUCUUAAACAUAAAAAAAGGGGGGGGGGGGAGGGGUUUCAAAGUGGAUGGAUUGCAGUAGACUCUGUACAGCCGUGGUUUUUACACAGGAUGAGAGCUGUUUUCACGUUCUAAAGCUGUUUCUAGAGCUGGUAUUUUUAAUACAUUAAAACAACACGUGUGGUUAUACACUCUUUGUAGUAACAAACCCAGUGUAGGGUUGUUUGCAUGUCAGUGGUGUGCUGUCCAGUUAGUAAAGCUGUUCAAUUAGAAGUAAUAGGAGCUGGCCUGGUCAGUGCAAAAGCAGGGCAGUGGAAAUGACACCAGUGAAGGCAGGAAAAAGUCCGUUUGAUUUCGAUUUUAUACAAAAAAAAAAAAAAGUUUGUGUUUAGAGGCAGGUUUAUAAUGUUAAAAAAAGAGGGUUAUUUACUUUGAAAGGACUCUCAGUUCAACAGUGUUUAAAGCAAACAAAGCACAUCUUUGGUUUAGUCACUGCCACUCACAAAGCAGCAGAUAAACUGCUUCUGUAAAGCAGCUACUUGUUCAGAAGUAACACAACUGUGCUUCUUAAACAAAGGAAUCAUUUAAGGGUGGGUGCAGUGACUGAGUAAACAAAAGCCUGCAGAAGUAACGACAUCAGCUUGAAAUGUGUCUUCUCCUCCAGAUCCAUUUUGAUUGGCUUCUCUGGAUUUAUUUUUUUAAAGGUACUGUAUUUUGUGUAUUUUUUUUUUUUUAAAGUGUGUUGUGCAGCUAAAUGCGUGAUAUUUAUGACUGUACCUUUUUUGAAAUGUCUUACAUCAUUUCUUUCCUUCUUUUCAGUAUUUAAAAAAAAACCUCAGAUUUCUGUGCUUAAGUGAGCAGGAUGAGGAUCUUUGAUAAAACAGUUUUAUUUUUUCCGUCUGCGGUGGAGCUGCUGGUUUAUGUUCUAGUUCCUUAAUGUUCACGUGGCUCUGCAUAACUUGUGAGGUAAAGAGGCUGCUUGGUUUUUUUUUUUGUUUUUGUUUUUUUAUAUAUAUAUUGUUAAUAUUUUCUGUAAUUUUCUAAUCAUCCCUUUAUAGAUAAGCCAGAAGAGGAUAAAGAUUUGUCCUGUCAGUGCUUCAGGGCUCAAAGAUUUUUUAAUCAUUCAAUGGUUGAAUGAAUUACCUUUUACAAACGUGUUCCUGGCAUUAAUUUAACUGAAAAUGAGUCACUGAGUCAAUGGUGUGUGCCUCAUGGAUGAUGUUGUGUCACAGAUGUGUUGCUUGCAGCUGUCUGAAUGAAUUCUGAGCAUGUCUGUUUUGCUGCUGUGUUGAUUUUUAGCAUCGAUGUUACUAGCCGCGCCCUUUAGCGAGGACUCAGCCAGAAGUUACCUGCCUUAUUGAAAGGAUUUUUUUUGUGUUUGUUUUUAAAGAUUUAGAGGUGGGGUGAGGGAGGGUGUACUUUUGAAAUGCCAUAAAGCUUUCUCUAACUGAAGAACAAUAUUUUUAUUCAGUUCCAUUGUAAGCUGUGAAAAAGCUGAAGAACUUGUACCAGCAUCAUUUAAACAUGACCCCAUGGAAAUAACAAUCUGUUUCAACACAUGUCAGCUAGACCAGCAUGGAUAUUUGAUUGAAUAAACUCACUUUAA
Messenger RNA from Archocentrus centrarchus (flier cichlid), 4063 nucleotides. RefSeq names its product N-myristoyltransferase 2 (gene nmt2). The coding region runs from base 116 to 1594 and encodes 492 amino acids. The record is from RefSeq and is a predicted model, not a curated record. Gene Ontology annotation, biological process: N-terminal peptidyl-glycine N-myristoylation. The transcript is spliced from 12 exons. Lineage: Eukaryota; Metazoa; Chordata; Actinopteri; Cichliformes; Cichlidae. Gene Ontology annotation, molecular function: glycylpeptide N-tetradecanoyltransferase activity. Gene Ontology annotation, cellular component: cytoplasm.